AUGGUAGUUUCAGAUAUGACAAUCGUUUCAUUAAAGCCAUCGACUAUUACUACUAAUGUCACAGAGGAUCGGGAUGAUAAUGAUGCGGUACUACCGGUUAGCCAUAACUAUCAACUGUGUGACUACGACCAGCUACCUGAUUGGCUACAGGACAACGACUACCUGCGCUCUGGACAUAGACCUGCCCUGAAAUCAGUACCGGUAUGUCUACGGUCGGCAUUCCGAUUGCACAGCGAAACCGGUAACAUAUGGACACAUGCAUUGCCAGCCCUUUGGUUUGCCCUGAUGUUUGCCAUCAACGGUACAACUGUUCAUCCGAAUCAACAACCCGUAGACAACCUAUUGAUCGGACUGUACUAUACGGGUGCCAUAGUAUGCCUGUCCCUAUCGGCAAUGUUUCAUACACUAUGCUGUCAUUCCCGUCCAGUUAGCAAACUAUGCCAGAAACUAGACUAUAUGGGUAUAUCCAUACAAAUGCUUUUUUCAAUGAUACCCGCCCUCUACUAUAUAUUCUAUGGACAACCCGGUGCUCAACUAACAUAUAUAUUAGCUGGUAUUUGCAUGUGUACGGUAUCGACUGGUUUGUCUGUAUGGGACAAGUUUGGCGAACCAGACUACCGACCGUUUCGUACGGUCGUAUUCAUGGGCUAUGGACUAUCAAAUCUGAUACCAAUUGUUCACUGGCUAAUACAAAUGGACAGUCGUCUACUGGUAUCGUUCCUAUUGGUUAUAACACAGGGUUCAUUGUAUACAUUGGGUUCACUAAUAUAUGUUUGUCGACUACCUGAGCGCUAUGUACGCGCUGGACGUUGCGACUAUUUAGGUCAAUCGCAUCAAUUGUUUCAUUUGAUGAUAGCACUGGCACUUUAUGUACACCUGUGCGGUAUUAGUAGUUUAGUUAAUAUUAGACUCAAUAGUAAUUAG
Oppia nitens is the source of this 924-nucleotide messenger RNA. Its product is annotated as adiponectin receptor protein-like. The coding region runs from base 1 to 924 and encodes 307 amino acids. Gene Ontology annotation, cellular component: plasma membrane. The record is from RefSeq and is a predicted model, not a curated record. The transcript has a single exon. Lineage: Eukaryota; Metazoa; Arthropoda; Arachnida; Sarcoptiformes; Oppiidae. Gene Ontology annotation, biological process: adiponectin-activated signaling pathway. Gene Ontology annotation, molecular function: signaling receptor activity.